Manacus vitellinus (golden-collared manakin) is the source of this 717-nucleotide messenger RNA. RefSeq names its product exocyst complex component 6B-like. Bases 1 to 717 code for a protein of 238 amino acids. The transcript has 7 exons. Lineage: Eukaryota; Metazoa; Chordata; Aves; Passeriformes; Pipridae. The record is from RefSeq and is a predicted model, not a curated record. Gene Ontology annotation, biological process: exocytosis; intracellular protein transport; Golgi to plasma membrane transport. Gene Ontology annotation, cellular component: membrane; exocyst.
AUGGCUACCCACGGGCAGCGGGAAGGGAGGACCGUGGUUUCCCUCCUGAGCUCCGUUGUUGUUUUAGUCGCCCAAAGGCCACCCCGACCGUCUGUCUACGAUGGAGAAGAACACGGGCGGUUCAUGGAGAAACUGGAAGCUCGGAUCCGGAACCACGACCGGGAGAUCGAGAAGAUGUGCAACUUCCACUACCAGGGAUUCGUGGAUUCCAUCACGGAGCUGCUCAAGGUCAGAGGAGAAGCUCAAAAACUGAAGAACCAAGUGACGGACACCAACCGGAAGCUGCAGAACGAGGGGAAAGAACUGAUAAUUGCCAUGGAAGAGCUGAAGCAGUGCCGGUUGCAGCAGAGGAACAUUUCGGCGACGGUCGAUAAACUCACGCUGUGUCUUCCCGUGCUGGAGAUGUACAGCAAACUGCGGGAGCAGAUGAAAUCCAAGAGGCACUACCCUGCCCUGAAGACCCUGGAGCACCUGGAGCACACGUACCUGCCCCAGGUGAGCCACUACCGCUUCUGCAAGAUCAUGGUGGAUAACAUCCCCAAGCUGCGAGAGGAGAUCAAGGAGGUGUCCAUGUCAGACCUCAAGGAUUUCCUGGAGAGCAUCCGGAAGCAUUCGGACAAGAUUGGAGAGACGGCCAUGAAACAGUCACAGAACCAGGAAGGUUGGAAAAGGCCUCCAAGAUCAUCAAGGCCAAGCUUUGAAGUUCGGAAGCGUUGA